CCUCCUCACUUCCUCUCCGGGAGGGAGAGAUUGUAAAGCUACGCCCUAAUCGACCCGCGGCCGGUCCGCGUCACAGGAACUUCAGCACCCACGGGGCGGACAGCGCUCUCCUCCACCUGGAGACCCGACUCCGGAGCGCGGAGCCCUUCCGAUCCUCAACUCCGGAGCGGCGCAGUGCCCCUCGCCGGCCCCCGCCGCUCUCCCUCCCCGCACCCCCAGUCCGGGCUCUUCCUGUUUUUACUCCUUCUUUUCAUUCAUAACAAAAGCUGCAGCUCCGGGAGCCCGGCGCCAGGCUGUUUCUGAAGCCGAGCGUGGAAGAAUGGGGUUCCUUUGGACCGGCACUUGGAUCCUGGUGUUGGUGCUCCACGGCAGCCCUCUCCAAGCUUUCCCCAAACCCGGAGGCAGCCAAGACAAGUCUCUACAUAAUAGAGAAUUAAGUGCGGAAAGACCUCUGAAUGAACAGAUUGCUGAAGCAGAGGCAGACAAAAUUAAAAAAACAUACCCUCCAGAAAGCAAACCAGGUGAAAGCAAUGAUUCUUUUGUUGAUAACUUGAACCUGCUAAAGGCAAUAACAGAAAAGGAAAAGAAUGAGAAGGAAAAACAGUCCAUAAGAAGCUCCCCAUUUGAUAAUAAAUUGAAUGUGGAAGAUGUUGAUUCAACCAAGAAUCGAAGACUGGUUGAUGAUUAUGAUUCAACUAAGAGUGGAUUGGAUCAUAAAUUUCAAGAUGACCCAGAUGGCCUGCAUCAACUCGAUGGGACACCUUUAACUGCUGAAGACAUUGUCCAUAAAAUCGCCACCAGGAUUUAUGAGGAAAAUGACAGAGGAGUGUUCGACAAGAUUGUUUCUAAACUGCUGAAUCUUGGUCUCAUCACAGAAAGCCAGGCACACACCCUGGAAGAUGAAGUAGCAGAGGUUUUACAAAAAUUAAUCUCAAAGGAAGCCAACAAUUAUGAGGAGGAGCCCAAUAAACCCACAAGCAAGUCUGAGAAUCAGGCUGGAAAAAUAUCAGAGAAAGUGACCCCAAUGACAGCAAUUCAAGACGGUUUUACUAAUGGGGACAAAGAUGAAACUGUGUCUAACACCUUAACCUUGACGAAUGGCUUGGAAAGAAGAACUAAAACCUACAGCGAAGACGACUUUGAGGAACUCCAAUACUUCCCAAACUUCUACGCGCUACUGAAGAGUAUUGACUCAGAAAAAGAGGCAAAAGAGAAAGAAACACUGAUUACCAUCAUGAAAACGCUGAUUGACUUUGUGAAGAUGAUGGUGAAGUACGGUACGAUAACUCCGGAGGAAGGUGUCUCCUACCUUGAAAACUUGGAUGAAAUGAUUGCUCUUCAGACCAAGAACAAGCUAGAAAAAAAUGCUACUGACAAUAAAAGCAAACUUUCCCCAGUGCCAUUAGAGAAGAGUCACGAAGAAACAGACAGUACCAAGGAGGAAGCUGCUAAGAUGGAGAAGGAAUAUGGAAUCUUGAAGGAUUCCACGAAAGAUGAUAACUCCAACCCAGGAGGAAAGACAGAGGAACACCCAGGAAAAACAGAAGCCUAUUUGGAAGCCAUCAGAAAAAAUAUUGAAUGGUUGAAGAAACAUGACAAAAAAGGAAAUAAAGAAGAGUAUGACCUUUCAAAGAUGAGGGACUUCAUCAACCAGCAAGCUGAUGCCUACGUGGAGAAAGGCAUCCUGGAUGAAGAGGAAGCCAGAGCCAUCAAGCGCAUCUACAGCAGCCUGUGAACCUGGCCACCAACUGGGACUCUUACGAGGGUUUCUGAGAACGUAAUACAGCUUAAAACACUUCCGUCCUGUGAUUAAAGUUUUUUGACCCACGGAUCAUUAGAACGUGCUGAAUUUACAAUAGUUAACCCUUUAGAAGUGGUUAAAACAUAGCUUCCUUGCCAUAAAACUAUCUGAAAAGUAAAGUUACAUGUAAGCUAAGAUCAUGUAUGUAGAAUCGUUAUUUCCUUAUAGAC
Messenger RNA from Tupaia belangeri chinensis (Chinese tree shrew), 1971 nucleotides. It is a transcript of the gene SCG3, whose product is annotated as secretogranin III. Lineage: Eukaryota; Metazoa; Chordata; Mammalia; Scandentia; Tupaiidae. Gene Ontology annotation, cellular component: secretory granule membrane. The transcript has 12 exons. Gene Ontology annotation, biological process: protein localization to secretory granule. The record is from RefSeq and is a predicted model, not a curated record. The coding region runs from base 320 to 1735 and encodes 471 amino acids.